CUUUUAUUCAAAUAAUGAACUUUGAUUCUAAUCUCUUUCUAAACAAUUAUUAAAUUAAAAUUGUGUACAAAAAUUAUAUUGAGUUAUUCUAAACAAAAAAAUAAUUACUUUUUUUUGUCAUGUAAAGUCUAUACUUAUACAUAAUGACAGUAUUUAACAACGCUCAUAUUUUAUUUUUUCUUUGUACAUUAUCGUUUAUCAUCUGUAUCAAACAAAUAUUUCAUUGUCGUGAAAUAUAAACGGAGUUUUUCGAUUUAAAAAAACAUAAUUACAAAUGGCAUGAGAAUCUAUAAUGUAUGUAUUAAUUGUGUUUUAACAUUCUUAUUGGUUAAUAAUUAAUUACAUAGGAAUGAAAUCGUGAUCAGGAGAGUUGAAAUUAUCACGCGCCAACGGAAGGUCGAAUGAAUAUUUUAUGUUAUUCGUAUGUACUGUAUUAUAUGUUUUUGCUAUUUACUUGUGCUGAUAAUAUACAGCAGUUAAAACACGCUAAUGUAAAAUCAUGAAAAGAAUGUUUUAUAUCACUUUUCCAUUUGCUCUCUCGCAUUUCUCGUUAUUCGCGGUAACAUUAAAAUAUUUAAUAAUUAAGUUAAAUAUGAAAAAAGUUACGACAUAUGAAAUUCAACAUAAAGUGGUAGUUACAAAUGCAAAAUGUUGGAAUAUCCUGAAAAGACAAGCCGCUGAAUUCUGUUGCACCACCGGAUUACAUGGUUACAAAUAUAUUAGCCAAAUUCAACGUUCCAAAGUAGAACGGAUUAUUUGGGCAAUAGCAGUAUUCGCUUCAUUAGGAUGUGCAAUUGCUUUAAUGAAAAUGGCUUGGAAUUAUUAUGUCACUCAUCCUACUCUAACAAUUAUCGAGUCGACACAUCGUGGAAUAUGGAAUUAUCCAUUUCCAGCAAUAACAGUGUGCAAUAUUAAUCGUAUAUCUUACAAUUUGACUAAAGAAUUUAUCGAAAAUUUAAAGAUACCAGCCAAUAUCUCAAAAGAAUAUUUAAUUCAAGAGAUGCGGUUAAUGAAUGAAUUAUUAGUACCAGGAAUAUUUGGAUAUGACGUUCAAGAGAACCUUACUCGUCUACAAGAUAUUAUAGAUGAUAAUCAUUUAUCCGUUCUUAAUAUAAUGAAUUUGAUAACACAAAACUGUAGUACGUUAUUGACAAUAUGCAAGUGGAAAAGCACAACUGAUCAAUGUGACAGAUAUUUUAAGAAAAGUUUAUCAAGAGAUGGUCUAUGCUGUAGUUUUAAUUAUUACACUUUUCCAGAUGCGGCAACAUUAGACAAUAUGAAAAGGUCUACCGCUUGUGGAUUUGAGACUGGUAUGACAAUAGUAGUAAAUAUUGAUCCGAAUGACUAUCACGCGACAAUUACCGGAGCAUAUGGAGUGAAGGUCAUAAUACAUUACUCAUUCGAUUAUCCGGAUUUUAAUGCCGAAAUGCAAUUAGUACAAUUAAACAGUCAACAUUUUGUCAGCAUCAAUCCUGCAGAAAUGUAUUCAAAACCAGAAGUGAAGGAUUUGACUAUUUCUACUCGGAAAUGCAUAUUUAAUGAUGAGGCUGACAAAGUGCUAUAUGCAAAUGUUCAAGAGAGGAACUUAACAUUUACGAUAUAUUCCUAUCACAAUUGUCUUGCGGAAUGUCGGGCUAGCAUUACAAGAGCAAAAUGCGGUUGCAUUCCUUAUUAUUUUCCACAAAAUAUUAUUAUUAUUUCAGGUACCAGAGUAUGCAAUCUCAGGGAUAUUCAAUGUUUAAAGAAAUAUAAAUUAUUUUUAGAUACUUCGUGGCCAGAGAUAAAACAAAAUCAUCAAAAUCUACCAAAGAAGAUAGAUGAUAUCAAAAAGCCACCUUGUGGAUGCAUACCAGAUUGCUCUCUGUAUUAUUACCCUAUUGAAAGUUCUUUCGGAACUCUCGAUACUGAUCUAUAUUAUAGUGGUGGCAGUUUCUCAAAAAAUCCUCGGUAAUUAAGUUGCACAUAUAAAACAAGUUAUGAUUAAUUC
Messenger RNA from Pogonomyrmex barbatus (red harvester ant), 1987 nucleotides. Its product is annotated as sodium channel protein Nach. Gene Ontology annotation, molecular function: ligand-gated sodium channel activity. Gene Ontology annotation, biological process: sodium ion transmembrane transport. The record is from RefSeq and is a predicted model, not a curated record. NCBI's taxonomy places the organism in Eukaryota, Metazoa, Arthropoda, Insecta, Hymenoptera, Formicidae. Gene Ontology annotation, cellular component: plasma membrane.